This is a messenger RNA of Python bivittatus (Burmese python), 1148 nucleotides long. The record is from RefSeq and is a predicted model, not a curated record. NCBI's taxonomy places the organism in Eukaryota, Metazoa, Chordata, Lepidosauria, Squamata, Pythonidae.
UUUUCCCUUUUUUCUCUGCUUCAAAUACGGCAGUGUCGGAAACUUCUGUGGAGUUAUUGGCAUCUUCCUCUAGAUUAAAAAAUAAUAAAAAUUAAAAUUAAAAAAAAAGCAGCUGCAGCCAUCCCUUUCCAACUUGCGUCCUAUUUUGUUCAUUUCCCCUUUCCUCAUUCGCACGCAAACCAGGGUUGUUUGUUUUGCUUUCCCCAACCGUAUCCUGGGCAAUGGGAAAAGUUACUGGCUGGUACCAAGGGUGGCAUUUCGCUUUGCUCGCCGCCCGGACCUGGCUUUUGAUCCUUACUUUUGGCUUUAUCGGAGCAGACAUCACUUGCCGAUCGUGCCGCUGGCAGGUGCAACUCCAGCCGCAGCAACCAGCGCAAGGAUUAUCAAUGAACUUCAGGACGGCACGAGGAAGCGAUGAGGCCGGAGAGGUACCUGUGGAUAAAAGAGGUGAGAAGCCCGCGGACCGCGGGCAGGAGGCGGCGGCUGCCGGGGGUCCAGUCUUGGCUGCUCCUGCUGGGGAGAAACGUGUCGGGAUGGGAUCAAAGGGUAGGAUGGGACCGAGCAAAGUGACCGGCGAGCUCCCAGAAUUUUCCCCGAUCCGCCCCAGACUAUCUCCUCCGGAUGUUAACAGGCCCGCUCGCAAAAAGUUAGCCUCGGUUCCCGCUCGCUUUCCGGCGGGGAGCGGAGGGCGCCGGGGGGCCAACUCGGAGGCCGGCCGUGUGGCCAGAUCGGCGCUCCUGGGCCGGCGGAGAAAUAACCAGAACGAUCGGAGGAGGCGGCCGAGUCGGAAGCCCAGAGGAGCUCCGGCUGAGAGAGACGCGCAGCUGGAGAGCAGGGCACGGGCAGCGCCAGAGCAGCUGCUGGCAAAAGCCACGCGCUUCCGACAGGAAGAACUCAAAUUGACGAGCACGACCUUUGCUCUCACUGGAGAUUCGGCGCAUAACCAAGCCAUGGUGCACUGGUCGGGCCACAACAGCAGUGUGAUUUUAAUUCUGACAAAGUUGUAUGACUACAACCUGGGGAGUAUCACAGAGAGCUCGCUGUGGAGGUCAACCGAUUAUGGGACAACAUAUGAAAAGAUGAACGACAAAGUGGGUCUGAAGACCAUUUUGAGCUACCUUUAUGUCUGCCCAACAAAUAAGCGCAAG